Cutaneotrichosporon cavernicola is the source of this 1776-nucleotide messenger RNA. RefSeq lists its product as uncharacterized. The transcript has 6 exons. The record is from RefSeq and is a predicted model, not a curated record. Bases 1 to 1776 code for a protein of 591 amino acids. Gene Ontology annotation, biological process: acyl-CoA metabolic process. NCBI's taxonomy places the organism in Eukaryota, Fungi, Basidiomycota, Tremellomycetes, Trichosporonales, Trichosporonaceae. Gene Ontology annotation, cellular component: mitochondrion. Gene Ontology annotation, molecular function: fatty acyl-CoA hydrolase activity.
AUGCCGCGAUUAUCAGGCGACGAGCUGCUGCCGGGUACAAUCACAGACGAGCCCACCCCUCUUGGUCGCAUGACGCCCUCGCCCUCGCCCCCUCCACCGUACCCCGAGCCCGAACAAGAACGAGACCAGGACACGGCACCCCUCCUCCCCGCACCCAUAACCCACACUGGUCCCCAAGCACCCCUCUGCGAUCCCCUCCUCUUCGCCUGUACCGACAUUGCGUGGCUCGAUGCCGGACUGUGUUGCGAGACGAUUGGGGCCGCGUUUCACUGUUGUGCAGAGGUGUUUGGGGCGCUGGGACACGCUUGUGUAGAUGCUAUACCCGCACUACUCGGGGCCUUACCAAACGGAUCGACUGACGGCGCCGCCACCCCACGCGCCUCCGCACGCAAGCAGCUCCUCACCCUCAGCGAGAUCGACCGUCUCCUCACCCAUGUAUCGCAACACUCCCCCAAGACUAGGAGAGACACACCAAUGAUCAUGCGCGCGCACCCCGUGCCGUGGAUGAAUGCGGGGUGCGGCGCUCCCGAGCUUGAGCCUCCUGCCAGCGAGACGGCCAAGCAGUACCCCCCUCUCAGCGAGCAAGAGAAGGAGAAUCUCGGAAAGCCCAAGCCCAUGAGCGCCAGCUACACCUCGUUUGACCUUCCACUCGCCACGGACCCGCGCCUGUACGACCUCUACGUCAACUUCUCUGGUGGUUUCCGUAUGGGCAAGCUGCUUGAGAACCUCGACUCGCUCGCUGGCGCCGUCGCGUACAGGCACUGCCUGCCCGUUGAGGUUGCAGCCGACGGGCGCGCGACACAGAACUUUCACGCCGAGGCCGCCAAGGCCGGCCUGUACAUUGCAACGGCGAGCGCAGACCGUCUCGACAUGUUUGGCGUCCUGAACCAUGAGAAUGUUCGCGACCUCCGCUUCUCAGGCUUCGUCACGUGGACCGGUAACUCGUCGAUGGAGGUGUUCGUCAAGAUGGAGGGUACCAGGCCUGGCUCGACCGAGAGCGAUACGCUCAUGCUGGGCCGGUUCGCGAUGGUUGCGCGCGACACGCACACCGGCAAGGCGCGCAAGGUGCCGCAGCUGAUUGUCGAGACUCCCGAGGAGCAGUCGCUGUGGGACUUUGGGCAGGAGCACAAAGACCACCGAAUGGCGAUCGCCAAGCGCACGCUCGACAAGGCGCCACCUGACGCUCGCGAGGCCGCCGAGCUGCACGAGCUGAUGCGUCGCGCCCGCGACGCAAAGGACAACACGCUCGAUGGCGAGAUCAUGGUCCCCAUGGCUGACACGGUCAACGAAAGCGUCCAGCUCAUGUUCCCGCAGGAGCGCAACCUCCACGGCAAGGUGUUUGGAGGAUUCCUCAUGCGCCAAGCGUACGAGCUCUGCUUCACCACGGCCGCGACAUUUGCCCACGCGCCCAUGCGCUUCCAGUCGCUCGACCAAAUCGUCUUCCGUCUUCCGGUCCCCAUUGGGGCAAUCGUCCGCCUCACCUCCAAGGUUCUCAAGACGACCAAGCCGACUGACGAGUUUGACAACGAGGCCAAGGCCCACAUCAUGGUCAAGGCUGAGGUCGAGGACGUCGAGACUGGCGACAGGCAGGAAACAAACACGUUCUAUUUUACCAUGAAGAAGCCGCGCGGCAAGGUGAUCGGACGCACCGUCGUUCCCUCGACGUACUACGAGACGAUGCAGUACCUCGAGGGUAGCCGCCGUCUCGAGGUUGGCGACGAGGUUCGCAAGCUCUACAUGGCGCGCACGCCUGCCAACGAGGAGACGGGCGCGUAA